CUGGCUGGGGUGGGCUCGGGCUGGGGGUCUCUCUGUGCUGGGGGUGACAGCAGUCAGGGGUGCAGGGGGAGAUAACGACACCCCAACAAUUAACUAAACUUCCCAUCAAACUUAUCCCGGGAACGAGAGCUGCAACUGGAUCAGCACCGACCGACUGGGUCCAUCUUUGCUUGUGUCUCUUCAACUACUCUCAGACGUGACCGCAGCUGGUGACGACAACAACUGUCUACAAAUAGUAGCCCUGCAGUCUCACUGGGGAGUCCUGAGCGAGAACACACCGACGGGUCACGGGGCACAUCUGGAACUGAGCACGACUGGUCCAGCUGGGAGCUUCAUGGGCACUAACGCUGAGUUCUAAUUGGACCUGGAGAGAUAUCAGAGCUAAGACCUGGGGAGACAUCAGCACUGAGACCUGGGGAGACAUAAGCACUGAGACCUGGGGAGACAUCAGUACUGAGACCUGGGGAGACAUCAGCAUUGAGACCUGGGGAGACAUCAGUACUGAGACCUGGAGAGACAUCAGUACUGAGACCUGGAGAGACAUCAGCAUUGAGACCUGGGGAGACAUCAGCACUGAGACAACUCUCACCAAUGUGGAGAUGUUGAGGAGAUAGUAGAAGGGAGAGCACAAAAUAGUCCCUCUCUGAUCUAAAGGUGAGUGGGGGCUGCAGACUGUAACGGUUACGGAGUCUGUAUGUUGGAGGCACAUGAUUGGAGGAACCAAGCCCACAAAGAAGUCCUGUGGAUCUGCUUGGAGGAACCACCAGGGAGCAUUUUCAGACUGCAGCUGAAGACCUUCCUCUGAUGUGAGGAUCUACUGACCACUUGGGGCUUCACUCUGAUCUCUAUGAGGUUCUAUUGGCCACUGGAGACCUCACUCUGAUCUCUAUGAGGAUCUACUGCCCACUGGCGACCUCACUCUGAUCUCUAUGAGGAUCUAUUGGCCACUGGAGACCUCACUCUGAUCUCUGUAAAGAUCUAUUGGCCACUGGAGACCUCACUCUGAUCUUUAUGAGCAUCUACUGGCCACUGGAGACCUCACUCUGAUCUCUAUGAGGAUCUAUUGGCCACUGGAGACCUCGCCCUGAUCUCUAUGAGGAUAUUUUGGCCACGGGAGACCUCGCUCUGAUCUACAGCAGGAUAUAGAAACCACUGGAGAGGUCAUUUGGUCUACAUGUGGAUAUAGGGACUGCUGAAGGUGAUUCUAAUCCCUAUACGUUCAUACUGACCACUGAGGAAGGCUCAUUUUGGAUCAGUACCACUGAUGUUCUGCUGAGAGACCGCUGGGUCUUUGCCGGGAGCUGUGGGAUUAUAAUACAUUGUGUCUCUUUCAGGCAUUUGCUCUGCUGAUUCUCAGCCCUAAAAAUGGGCGUCAGGACUCUGUUGCUCCUACUCAGCUGUGUAAUCUGUAUAAAUGUGAGGGGGGUGCACCCCACAAACUUCCCCUCCCGCUAUAACCUUUAUACGGGGGGAGCUGCCCCUCAAACCCAAGUGAUGACUGCACAAGGGGUAACUCAGGCACAAAAUGGACUUCGGGCGGCCAGCAGGCACAGGAACUGGUGCGCAUACGUGGUGACUCGGACAGUUAGUUGUAUGGUGGAGGAUGGAGCCGAGGCCUAUGUGAAGCCCGAAUAUCAACCGUGUACCUGGGGGCAGAUUCAGUGCCCACGCUCUGUCAUGUACCGGAGCUACAUGAGACCACGAUACAGAGUGGCCUACAAGACGGUAUCAGACAUGGAGUGGAAGUGCUGUCACGGCUACUCUGGGGACGACUGUAUGGACGGCCCAGCAGGAACCCUGCAAAUUACUACCUCCAAGCCCAGACCCAAGCCUGUGAGGCCAAACCUGUCCGGGUCCAGCGGCGGGAACUCAUUGAGUGGCUCCAGAGGAGAAACUUCGGGGCAAGGGGACUCAGAAAUGGUGAAAAAGCUGGAAGACAAGGUCCAGCAGUUGAGCAGGGAGCUGCAGAGCUUGCAAUCCACCAUGCAAGGGCUGCAUGAGAAGUACCAGUCAGAGAUCCGACUGACCGUGGAGACUGCCCUCAAUGGGAAGCAACUGUCAGACUCGGGUUCAGGGCAGCCUGGCAUGAAGGACACCCUCAAUGACCUACAGAGGCAACUGACUGAGUUGGACAACAGAAUCACCUCUCAGGAGCUUGACAACCUGAAUAAUAAAAACGACAAGCAUUCGGGUGUUACAGACAACACCAUGACCCAGAAGCUCACAGAGCUAAGAGCAGACAUCCUGAAGGAAGUGGAGAGGAGGAUGCAGCAGUCCUGCUCCGCUUGCCUAUCUGGGGUGGAAGGCUUCCGCAACCAGCAGAAUGAGGACAGGGACCGUAUGAAAGGUCUAGAGAAACUCAUCAAUUCCAUAGAUCAAAGGAACAGGGAGGCCGUUGAGAAGAUGCAAGCACAUCUGGUGGAGGUUUCCAAUCGGAUGCCCAAGGACUGCUGCGCUGAUGUGGCCGAUCUCCACAGAAAAGUAGACGACAUGGAAACCAAGUCCGAGACCCUCUCUGGGUCAGUCAUUGCGCUAACUGUGCGUAUGGACAACCAGUUGGGAGGUGGAGACGGUGCAGGAAAUUCUAUAAAGGGCCAAAACUUGAACAACCGCCUAGAAUACAUAGAGGGCAAGAUGAACACCACGCAGAGAAGCCUAGAGGAUCAAUAUUAUCAUUACAGGAACGACAUCCAGAACUACCUGCAGGAAGAAAUUCACAAACUGAGGACUGAUUUGGAAGACCGCAUCAAUAACAAUGAGGAGAAGAUAAAUAUUCUUCUGUCUGAACUAGUGAACAACUCCGCAGACUCAGUAGGUCAGACCAUGACCAACUUGGCGCUGGAUAUAGAGUCCCUCAAGAACAUGCAGGGAAGGAAUGACGGCUUGCUCGACGACAUUGUCCAGGACAUGGAAAAUCUAAAGCAACAGGUAACCGACACCGCCGACAGUUGUGCCGAUCAGUGCAGCAGCGGAAGUUCCGAGGUGAAGAACACCGUCCGUGAAGUAGAGAAGAGAGUCAAGGCCAACGAAGACAAGAUUCAUAGCAUCACUUUGGAGAUCUCAGACCUACGGCUGUCUGGAAACUCAUUACAAGACACUCUUACGGGCUUGGAGGAUGAACUGACAAAUGUCAAGGCCUUAGCAGAAGCCAACGCAGAGUCUCUCAUCAAAAUGUCUUCUGACGUGAGCGAAACAUACGAUUCGGCAAGCAGAGACAUUUCCCAGUAUCAGAACAAGACCAACGGAAAGAUGGUCGACCUAGAGAACAGCAUAAAGUCCCUCACUAGGAUGAUCCAGUUUGAUUACAAGAGUUGUGGGCAGGUAUGUUCCAAUCUGCAGGAGGAGGUUGGGAAACUGAAGGAACAGGUGGCCGAAUGUACGGGCAUUUGCCGUCUCAUCCAGAAGAAAACAGAGGAGGGCAAAGAACAGUCCGGCUCCAAUAAGCCUCUAGAUGGGUUCAGUGUAUUUGGGGGAAGCUCCAACGUUGAUCUCAAAUCGAUGCAAGGAGAGCUAUCCAACAUUAUUGUGUCCUUUAGUUCCAUCAACGACACCAUCAAAGACCUUCAGGAGACAGUUGGGAAGCACCAGACAGACAUCCUUGAGCUGGGCACCACCAAAGACAAAAUAAUCACCGAGAUCAAUAAGAUCCAGGAGGAGGUGACAGAUCACAUAGGGGACAACACAGAGAAGUUCGAUAACGUUCACAAAGAGAUCGAACGGUUCCAGACCACGGUAUUGGAGGAGACACAAGACUGUAGACGUUCUGCCAGUUUCCUGGAGGAGAGGGUCUCCAAGCUGGAGAACAUGUGUGUGAAGCUGGACACGGUGGCAGGGAGCUUGAGCAAGAUCAAGGAGAACCUCAACAAACACGUGUCUGGCCUGUGGAACUGUGUCCAGGAGGUUAAUAGCACCCUGCGCACCCAUAGCGCUUGGUUUGAGAAGCUCCACAGCAGCCAACUGAAUGGAAUCCACAAGAGGAUAAACACCCUGAACAGCUCCGUGUUGGUCCUGUCUUCUGAGUUCCAGAACUUCACCCUCCAAGACUUCAUGGGACCCCCCGGGCUUCCUGGCCCCCCAGGCCCUCAGGGAAAACAAGGAGUUCCAGGUCCACAAGGACCUCCAGGACCCUCAGGAAAAGAUGGUGCCCAAGGCAAACAGGGCCCGGUGGGACCCCCAGGUCUGCGAGGAGAACAAGGUCCAAUAGGGGAGUCGGCCAUUGCCCCAAACAUUGCCUUCUCCGCUGCCCUCACUUACCCCCAGCUGGACCCCGGAACCAUCAUCUUUGAUAAAGUCCUGGUGAAUGAUGGCAACGCCUACGAUCCGACCAGCGGUAUCUUCACGGCUCCGCUGAGUGGCCGAUACUUUAUCAGCGGGAUCCUGACCGGGUACCAGAAUGAGAAGCUGGAGGCGGUGCUGUCCAAGUCCAACACUGGCAUUGCCCGUACGGAUUCUGCCGGCUAUGAGCCCGAGGGCCUGGAGAAGCCCCUUGUGGAGAACAAGACCACGCCAGGCUCGCUGGGCAUCUUCAAUAUCAUUCUGCAGCUGAACGCCGGCGAGACGCUCUGCAUAGACUUGGUGAUGGGCAGAGUCGGGCACUCGGGGGAGCCCCUCACCGUAUUCAGCGCCAUCUUGCUCUAUGAGGAGGAGGAGAUCUAACAGGACGUUGGCCCUGUGCCCUUCUGGGCUGGCACCGUCUCCUCCCUACGGGGCUGGCACCGUCUCCUUCCUACGGGGUUGGCACCGUCUCCUUCCUACGGGGUUGGCACCGUCUCCUUCCUACGGGGCUGGCACCGUCUCCUCCCUACGGGGCUGGCACCGUCUCCUUCCUACGGGGUUGGCACCGUCUCCUUCCUACGGGGCUGGCACCGUCUCCUUCCUACGGGGUUGGCACCGUCUCCUUCCUACGGGGUUGGCACCGUCUCCUUCCUACGGGGCUGGCACCAUCUCCUCCCUACGGGGCUGGCAUCGUCUCCUUCCUACGGGGUUGGCACCGUCUCCUUCCUACGGGGCUGGCACCAUCUCCUUCCUACGGGGCUGGCACCAUCUGCUACGGGGGCGGCACCAGGAAGCCAUUUGUACCAGUGACAUGUUGCCCUUGUAAAUGGCUUUUUUACCUCUGUGUUUUUUUAUUUAAAUUCUAUUUUAUAUCAAUGAGGAGAAACCCCCCCGGAAUGUUCUGCAGGGGGGGCACAGUUACGCGGGCAUAGGAACCCCAUAUCACUACUUAUAUAUCGGCAUCCUACGGCACAUUGGGUACAUACAUGGGGGGACACAAAGUUUUGGGGUAUCAGUUUGGCACACUCACAGCCUGGCACCCAUAUACAUCACUGCUUCUGCUUUGCCCAUUGGGCUCCCACAGACUGAGGCACCGAGGCCCAACACAUUGGUUCUGUACUGUAUGGAGCGACUACGGAGAGACUUCCUGCCCCCCAUCUGGUACCCCCCGAGCAGCCAUUCAUUGUCACUCAGAUGGGGAGGCCCCGCCCUGGGGUAACAUGCAGCCGGGGGUACUGGAUCUACAGACAGAACCCAAGUGGGUCAUACAGGCUCCCAACAGGAACACUGGGCCAGGGCUUGGGAUUUGAUGGGUGCUUGGGUGGCAUUGGGGGGGAUCCAUCAUCCAGAAAGAAACCCAUUCCCAGUGCCAGCCACCCAUCAGGUGCCCACCCAGUGCCCGCCAAUGACUUGGGAUAUCAGCGCAAAAAGCCAUCGGUUUCACCAGAAAUUUGGUUAAAAAAGUGAAUUCAAUGUCCAAUAAUAAAGAGCCCAAUUGUUACACA
Messenger RNA from Xenopus tropicalis (tropical clawed frog), 5780 nucleotides. NCBI's taxonomy places the organism in Eukaryota, Metazoa, Chordata, Amphibia, Anura, Pipidae. The record is from RefSeq and is a predicted model, not a curated record.